This is a messenger RNA of Cannabis sativa, 1876 nucleotides long. RefSeq names its product pentatricopeptide repeat-containing protein At2g20710, mitochondrial. The coding region runs from base 144 to 1646 and encodes 500 amino acids. The record is from RefSeq and is a predicted model, not a curated record. Gene Ontology annotation, cellular component: mitochondrion. Gene Ontology annotation, molecular function: protein binding. NCBI's taxonomy places the organism in Eukaryota, Viridiplantae, Streptophyta, Magnoliopsida, Rosales, Cannabaceae. The transcript is spliced from 2 exons.
AAUGGAUAGGUCUUAAUUUAUUUAUUUUUCCCUAGUGUAACUCAAUACUUUUUUAAUUCGUUUGAUGGCAAGAGUUUGUUCUGUUGUCCGCACCGGCCCAUGAUCUUUCUUCUUCCGCCGUCGUCGUCACUCGUCAGUCACCAAUGAAGAGCUUUGCCUCUGACCUCAACUCUGCACUGAAAUGGCACUCCCGUUUCAGAACUCGAAACGUUUUAACUCUUUCUCUCUACUCUACCGCCACCACCACGGCUGCAACUAUUGACGAUCGUUUCCGCGAUGGUAAAAUGCGUUCUCUGUACCGUAGAAUAUCUCCUAAUCUACAUUCGGUUUCCAUUCUUCCGGUUCUCGACCAGUGGAUCGAAGAAGGUCAAAAGGUCAAUAGGUUUGACCUAGUUGGUAUCAUCAACGAACUCAGGCAUUACAAACGCUAUAAUCACGCUCUUGAGGUAUGUAUGUGGAUGUCUGACAAUAGAUACUAUCCAAUUACAUACACUGAUGUUGCAAUUCGGCUGGACCUAAUCUCGAAAGUUCAUGGGAUAAAAGAAGCUGAGAAUUAUUUUAAUGACAUUCCAAUGCAAUUGAAAGUUGCUGAGGUUUAUAGUGCUCUACUCAACUGCUAUGCUUAUGCAAAACAGGUGGUGGAAGCAGAGGCAACUAUGCAGCAAAUGAAGGGUUUGCGAUUUGCCAGUACAGCAUUGCCCUAUAAUGUAUUGCUUAAUUUGUAUUAUCAAACUGAGAAUCGUGAAAAAAUUGAUUCCCUGAUGAAAGAAAUGGACGAAAAGGGCAUCCGUUAUAACAAAUUUACAUACAGCAUCUGGCUCAGUUCAUAUGUAGCAGAUACCAAUGUGACAGGAAUUGACAAUGUUCUCAAAAAGAUGUCAUCUGAUUCGGAAGUUACUGUUGACUGGCUAAUAUAUUCUGUCGCAGCAAAUGGAUACAUUAAAGCUGGGCUUGUGGAAAAAUCUUUGGCAAUGCUGAAAAAAUCUGAGGAACUUAUGUUAACUGCCAAGAAACUGAGUUCAGCAUUUGAGUGCCUCCUCACACAAUAUGCAGCCAUAGGGAAGAAAGAAGAAGUAUUAAGACUAUGGGAACAUUUUAAAAUAAAGCAUGAGGUUUAUAAUAAGGGAUACUUAAGCAUGAUAACCUCACUGUUGAAGCUUGAUGAUAUUGAAAGUGCCAAUAAGAUCUUUGAGGAAUGGGAAUCCAAGAAGGCAAAAUAUGACAUUCGAAUCCCAAACUCCUUAAUUGGUGGUUACUGCAGGAAAGGUCUUCUAGUGGAGGCUAAAACCUUGGUUGAUCGAGUCAUAUCAGCGAAUGAGAAACCAAAUGCAAAAACUUGGAAUCAUUUCACAACAGGUUACAUUAUGCAUAACCAAAUUGACAAGGCAGUUGAAGCACUCAAAGAAGAAAUCUUGGUUGCUGAACCUAGGCAGAAGCCAAGCAAGGAUAAUUUGGUUGCGUGUUUAGAAUUCUUGAAAGGAAAAGGAGAUAUCCAGGGAGCAGAAGAAAUUAUAAGGCUACUUAAGCACAAGGGGUUUGUUGUGUCUGAAGUUUCGGCAAUGGAUGUUGAAAAAGAUAAAAGAAGGGUAACCAAGAACAGAAAAUUACUUAAAGAUAUGCAAGGACAGAAGGAUGGAAGGAAAUAGAGGAAUUGGUACUACUUGUGAAAUUGUAUUACUUUGUAAAAUACUUUAAUGUGGAAACAAAUUAGCUUGUAUUCAAAUCAAGUUUUAUGGGUUAAAGUGAAAAUUAUUUAGCCAAAAAAAAUGGCUUACUUGAAGUUGAAAUGGUGUGCAGUUGAAUGUUCGGAUUAUACAUGUCUUCUUCGUAAGAGGACUCUCAUUUUGACCAAUAAAGUAUAGUGAUGCUCUCAACA